This is a messenger RNA of Rotaria sp. Silwood1, 477 nucleotides long. Lineage: Eukaryota; Metazoa; Rotifera; Eurotatoria; Philodinida; Philodinidae. The record is from the annotation of a GenBank genome assembly.
AUGGGUAAUCAUGCAAGUCAACGAAAUCGAGGCAAUGUACAAAAUAAUGGCAAUUUAAAUCCAUAUGGAACAAAACAUAGUCGUGAUGCUGUUUUUUCAGGAUCUGCACCUUAUGGUGCAGCUCCAGGUAAGAUAAAAUUUUAUCAUAUUUUUAAUAACUAUUUUAAAUUAGGUUAUGGUAUUCCAGCAGCUUAUACUCCUGAACCGUAUUCAAUAAUGGACUGGACUGAGCAGUAUAUUCCAACAAUGGUUGGUGGUCGCGGAAAACGACCUGUUGUUUAUGUUGGAACUUCAUUACCUGCUGCAAAUUCAUUUGGUAGUUUUGGUCUUGGUUCACCUUUUGGAGGUGGUUUUCCUUUUUCAGGUGGCUUACCAUUUAAAGGUCGUGUACCUUUUGCAGGUGGCUUACCAUUAAGAGGUGGUACACCCUUUGCAGGUCGCGUUCCAUUCAAACCGAAUUUUCCACGAUUCCGUUAA